UUUUCAGCCGCGCUGUACAGUUGAGAUUCUCCUGGUCUCCAUUGAAUUCACACGUCCCACUGCAGCAAUGUACCCACCUACCUACCUACAUGUUAGACGUCUCAACAGCUGGUCGUUCCAACUUGUUUAGUUAUUAAAGCAGUAAGACAUGAUGGAGACUGGAGACACAAGUGUAAAAGUUGGUAUACGUAUCCGACCGCUCUCAGACAAUGAAGUUACUGAUGGCUGUUCCACUUGUUUAUCAUAUCCUAAUGAAGAGGGUCGGAUAAUAAUUGGGAAUGAUAAGCUCUUCGGUUUUGAUUUUAUUUUCAAAGAGACGGAUUCUCAGGAGUUUGUUUAUAAGAAGGCAGCGCUCCCAAUGGUUGACACUGUCCUCAAAGGAUACAACGCUACUUUGUUUGCGUACGGUCAGACUGGGAGUGGGAAGACAUAUACAAUGGGUACGUAUGUUACUGAGAACCUACCCGAAGAUUCUGUCGGCAUUGUUCCUCGAAUUAUUGGUGAUUUGUUCGAGAGGAUGUCGGAUUAUGAGUAUGAGUAUGCAGUGAAAGUCUCAUUUCUGGAGAUAUAUAAAGAAGAUAUACAUGAUUUGCUGGCAGAAGAUGCAUCUGCCCCUCUACAGAUUCGUGAAGAGAACCAACUCGUGAAGAUUCCUGGACUGACUGAAACAUCGGUCACUUCGCCGAAAGAAGUCCUUAGUCUUCUUGAAUCCGGCUCAGCAAAACGAAGUGUUGGUAGUACUUCCAUGAAUAUGAAGUCUAGUCGCAGUCAUGCCAUCCUAACACUUAGCUUUUUGAUGCGACCUAAGACAACGGAGUCGAGUGUGGAGAACGCAGGAGACACGCUGACCGCUAAGCUGCAUUUGGUUGACUUGGCUGGUUCUGAACGCAUUAAGAAAACACAUGCUGAAGGGGAUCGACUUAAAGAGGGUAUUGAUAUUAAUAGGGGUCUACUUGCACUUGGUAAUGUGAUAAGUGCUUUGUGUGAACGGGAUGCAAAGAAACGAUUGCAUAUUCCUUAUCGUGAUUCUCGUUUAACUCGUCUACUUCAAGAUUCAUUGGGUGGGAAUAGCGCAACUUUAAUGCUUGCAUGCGUAAGCCCUGCAGAUAUGAAUAUGGAAGAGACAUUGAAUACUCUAAGGUAUGCUGAUCGAGCACGUUUAAUUAAAAAUAAACCGAUUUUAAAUCGUGCUGAUCCAAAAGAUGCAGAACUAGCUAAACUUCGUACAUUGGUGGCUCAAUUACAAACACGACUAGCUAACGGUGGUUCAUCUUUCCCACCUUUGAGUCCAUGUCCAAAAAGUAUCCAAGCAUAUACAUCUAAUUCUAAUUGUACUGGGAGUCAUUUCUCUUCAGAAAUAAUCACAAAUCUUAUGGAUAAGACAAAAAGAUUAGAGGGUGAGAAACUGUUACUCUGUGAAGAAUUGGAUCGAGUUGUUGGAAAAAUGAAUGAACUAUACAAGAAAACUUUUGACUAUGAUAAUCUAUGGGAUGGAUUGUUUGGUGAAUGUCAGAAGAUUGAAUGUGUUAUUGGAUCUUUGAAAUAUUUAAUUGAGAAGAAGCUAGAUGGGAAUACUGAAAUGAUGUGCUGUAUUGGAGAUUUGGAGGAUAUUUUAACAGAAAUUAAACGACUGUGUCCAUCAGAAGGCAAUGAAAUACCAAACGAGGAUAUAGAGCAUGCGUAUAAACAGUCUUCGGAUUUUCUGGCUGAGGUUAAUUCACUGCAUACAUGUUUAGGUAUGGAGGAUAGUGAAUUUGUGAAGACAACAUUAGAGAGGAAUAAUGAAGAGGAUAUCAUUAAGAGUAACGGGAACAAGGAGAAUGUGAAAGGCAGUGAUAUAGGCAAGUUGCAAGUUGUUGAUGGAUGGGUUUGUAAACUACGUGUACGGAGGUUAGAAUGUAAAGAGCGUAUUGAGACUAUUGAGGCUAGUAUACGCGAGAAAAAUGAUCUUUUGAGGAGUUUGGAGACUGCUGGAGAACAAGGUGAAGAGUCGUACUGUUUACUGUUGAGAAAAUAUGAGUGUGAAAUGCGUGAGUUGGAAUCACGUAUUAGAGAUUUGGAGUUGGAGAAGAGGAGACUUGUGAGUGAACAGAAGAAUGAAGAUUUGAAAGAGUCUAAAAUUGAACGUGAAAGAGUGUUGAAGGCUAUGGAGCAGGAGUUAAUGCAAGCACGACGUCAAUUGAGUGAAUUAUCUCGUUUAAAGAAAGCCAAAGAAGCUAGAGAAGCUGAAUGUUUACGAUUAAGAGGUGAAAUUCAAUCUCUGAAAGCGUCAAUGAUUCGAUCAGCUAGACAGUUGAAAGAAGAGAGUGCUGUUUAUCGUAAAUGGCGUAAAGAAAAGGAGAAUGAGGUGAAAAGACUUGAAGAAAAUGAUCGUCGUCUUCAGUAUGAAAUGUCUCGUAUGAUGUCAAUGCAUGAACGUGAGCAGGCUGUACUGAGACGUCGUGUUGAAGCUGCAGCAGCUGCUGAGCGUCGACUUAAGGAAUUAUUAUUACGUCAGAAAGAUUCGAAACAGGAACGUGAUAAACGUGUAUCACAGUCAAAUAAUACAAAAGGUAAGGUUGAUUUAGCUUCACAUGUUCGAAAUUGGGUUAAAAUGGAUUUGGACAUGCAGGUGAGUAUGGGUGCGGCUAGAUAUCAUUUAAGCAAUCUUAUUGAAUCACGUAAAACGCUUUGUGAUCAAGUUCGUGUAAUAGAGUCGAAAAUUGAAGAUUGUCGAGAGCAAGGUGAAGCUUAUGAAGUGUAUAUUGAUGAAGUGAGGAGUUUGACUGAGACAAUCCAAUCGCAAACACAACAGAUAGGUGAUCUUCAACAGAAACUGAUGGAUGCAGGUGAACGAUGUUCGACGGAUGGGAGUUGUGCAGCGGAUGUAAGUGGUCAAAUGCUGUCGUCGCACCUGUCCCAACUGCACAGUAUUCAAGAGGCGCGUAUAGCUUUGAAGUAUUUAUUUAAACAGGCGACAUUGUCUAAAGUGUCGAAUAUAAAUUUGGAGGCUCAGCUACAAGAUUUGGACACGCAAUUGAUUGCACAAAGACAAGAAUUAGAAAAUUUGCGUCGAAACUAUUCGGUUGAAUUUUCGAAAUGUGAGGAGAAUUUGUGUGAUGUAAAAAGCGAACUGGAAGCUAAAAGUGAGUGUAUUGAACGAUUACAAGGUGAAAACAAUAGUUUACAAGCGGCUCUCCAACUUGUACUUGCCUCAAGUGUGAAUUCGUUUACGAAACUGGACCCUACACUACAGGCGUCUGUUAGGUGUAAUAAUGUGAAAGGAGAGGACUGUUGUGUUAAAGAUAUCGAAUGUUAUUCCCGAUUGACAAGUGAAUAUAUUGAACGACUGCAAAAGGAGAAUGCUGAACUACGUGAAGUUAUCAAAGUUGAACGUGAAAAUGCACUUGUGAUGAAGUCACCUGUGAGUGAUCCGUCAACUGAAUUACUACAAGGAAGGUUAUCUGGGACUCCAGUAGUACGUCAGAAUGAUGGUACUUUCGUUUUAUCAAGCGAAAAUGAUGAUAAGGAUGUGAAGUGUAUCCGUCUAUCAGAUAGUAGAUGUUCGAGUUUAGUGAACAAGCGUUUACAUGCAGAUUCUGAAGUGAUUGACAUUGAUGUACAUGUACGUGAUGUGAAGGUGCAGAAGAAAUCAGUGAGUGAAUGGAGUCUUCAGUUCACGAAUGAUGAUGGUAAUUUAGCUACGGAUGAUGAUACGCAUCGAUCUCGAUGUAAAUGUCGUGGAGCGUGUCAAGCUCGAUGUAGUUGCAGGCGUUCUGGUCGUCCAUGUACACCAUCAUAUUGUCAAUGCAUUAUGGGCAAGUGUCAAAAUCGUAUUAGUGAUCAUUCUUGUGAUGAGAAUGAAGUAGCAAGGAAGAUUUCAGAAAAUGGAACCGAGAUAAUGCGACCACCAUGUGAUGUUCCUGUGAUUCUACGGGCUAAACGAAAAGCGCGUGCAUUACAACUGAAUAUGAAGAAUGAAAAGAAGAGGCCAGUUCAUGCAUUGAAUGAGACUUUCGAUAUGACAAGGAAUAGUAGUCAAGGCGUACAUCAAUCGGAAAUCAAUAACGUUGGUAAUGGUGAUGAUGCUUUCCUAUCUCCAACUGAUUCACAGAAAACAUUCAUACUAGGAGAUGGUGAUGAUGAUGAAGGAGGAGGAGGAGUAGGAGGCAAAGGAUUAGUACGAAAUUUUCGACCGAGAGAUCGUCUGUCUUACUUUCCAAGUCCUUUAUUGCAUCCUGCUUUGUAAAGAUUCGGUUGUCAUACUUACUUUUCUCCAUCCAUUAUGUCGUAGCAUUUGCGGGUUGAUAUUUGUGAGGAAAAUAUUUGAGAAGUGAAUAGGACAAUGCAAUUAUGUUUUAUCGAGUAUUCCACCUUUUUCUACUGAUCCGUUAAAUGUUUCGAUAUGUUUGUGACUUGUAAUGGGAUGAUUAGUUUGUUAACUUUGUAGUGUGAAAUAUAACGUAAUGCAUCGUAUGUAUAUUUUAUGUCUUACCUUUGAUGUUUUGUUUGUGUAAUUUUUCUUCACCGUCAUCAUCAGAUGUGUACAGUAAUCUUGACAAUAUAUAGUCUUAUUAUUAUUA
Molecule: messenger RNA, 4562 nt
Organism: Heterobilharzia americana
Lineage: Eukaryota; Metazoa; Platyhelminthes; Trematoda; Strigeidida; Schistosomatidae
Source: the annotation of a GenBank genome assembly